This is a messenger RNA of Erigeron canadensis, 438 nucleotides long. RefSeq lists its product as uncharacterized. The transcript has 2 exons. The record is from RefSeq and is a predicted model, not a curated record. Lineage: Eukaryota; Viridiplantae; Streptophyta; Magnoliopsida; Asterales; Asteraceae. Bases 1 to 438 code for a protein of 145 amino acids.
AUGGAACUUCUGAAAGAUUAUGAUUGUGAGAUUAAAUAUCAUCCCGGUAAAGCUAAUGUGGUGGCGGAUGCAUUGAGUAGAAAGGAAGCUCAAGUUAAGGCUUUAUUGAAAGAGAACAUUGACAAGGAAAGUAUUGGUAAAAAGAAACGUCUUGCCAUGGAAACGAACAGUCGUGGAUUUAGGACAUAUAAGGGUCGAAUUUGGGUACCACUGCUUGAUGGCAACCGAGAAUUGAUCCUUGAAGAAGCUCAUAGGUCGAGAUAUUCAGUUCACCCCGGUGUUACAAAGAUGUAUGCAGAUUUGAAACCUAUUUAUUGGUGGCCGAACAUUAAGGGUGAAGUCGCACAUUUUGUUGAAAGAUGCUUGACUAGUGCACGGGUAAAAGCUGAUCACAAAAAGCCAUAUGGAUUGUUGCAUCAAUUGGAGAAUCCGGAAUGA